AACACAUGUAUUAUUACACAUCCCACCUCUCAAUUAAUUGCCUUAGAUUCCUUUGCAAUCUAACAUAUGGUAUCCUAACACCCCUCUGGUUUUUACUGAUGACAUUAACUUGGACGCGUCCAACUAAGUAUAAAACUAGUAAGUACACGUGCUGAGGUCCUCAAUUUCCCCAUACAAGUGCAAUCUACGUACUACUGUAUAGAAAUUUUGUCAACCUACAGAAGUUAGGAAUAUGGACAGCAACAACAACAACCCCAUCCUAAAGGAUGUUAACCUCAACAACACAGCAUUGUAUUAUGGUGAACUGGAAGAGGGUCAAAUUAUAGACUCUGCUUCAUUAGGCUUUCUUCAGAACUCCACGACUGACUUUGGAAAUUCUGCAUAUAACAUGCCAUCACACACCAACACCAGCGGUUCACUCGACAAACAUGCUAAAGAAGUCUCGCUUCAGUCAGACUUCAAUCCAGAUCUUCAUGAUCCCAGGCUCGCUAAAGCCAGUGAUUCUAGGCUCUUUCCUCGAGGGAAUGAGGUGCAGGACACUUUUAGCAACAAACAUCAGAACCCCAUGUCUCACAUGAGACCAGGUGGAGACUGUUUACAGUCCGAUAAAUUGAACUCUAUAGGAUUCAAUUCUACAAACAUUCAGGCUUCUAAAAAGCUACUGAAAAAACAACGCGAUUUACAACGCUCUAAAGAACCCCUAAAUGAACCCCAAGUUUAUCAACAAACGGGGUCUGGAUUAGUGCAAGACAUCAUCAAGGGGUUAACUCCAACAUUGGAAAUGAUCGCCUCUAAUAAACAACUGGAUAUUGAGCUCUUAGGUCAACCUGAAAACAGGAACAGAUCUUCUCAAAGACGCUCACAACAAAGGAGAAAACGUCAUAAUUCCCCGGUUUCUUCACAAGACGAUAGCUCGCCCGCACGGACACUUAGCAUUAAACGGCAUCGUUCUGAUCACCCCUCCACUAGUGAAAUGGAAUCUCCUGACAGAGACACAACGCGCAUGCGCAGUGUUAAUAACCCGGAAAUGGAUUCCGAUUCUUCAGCAUCAGAAAAUGAUUAUGACUCGAAUUCGUGGAAAAACUGCAUUAAAU
Molecule: messenger RNA, 1094 nt
Organism: Owenia fusiformis
Lineage: Eukaryota; Metazoa; Annelida; Polychaeta; Sabellida; Oweniidae
Source: the annotation of a GenBank genome assembly